Messenger RNA from Corythoichthys intestinalis (scribbled pipefish), 5055 nucleotides. RefSeq names its product formin 1 (gene fmn1). Gene Ontology annotation, biological process: actin nucleation. The transcript is spliced from 19 exons. Gene Ontology annotation, molecular function: microtubule binding. Gene Ontology annotation, cellular component: endoplasmic reticulum membrane; nucleus; actin filament. The record is from RefSeq and is a predicted model, not a curated record. The coding region runs from base 414 to 3866 and encodes 1150 amino acids. NCBI's taxonomy places the organism in Eukaryota, Metazoa, Chordata, Actinopteri, Syngnathiformes, Syngnathidae.
AUUGGGAACUGUCCAAAUGCCACCUGGCAGCAGUGACUGAGAAAGGUUAUCUUGUCAAUGGACAGUUGAUUGCAACUCAGAAGGAACGAGAGUGCAGUUGCUGCCACAUGGGAGUGAAAUAAAGGUGUCAUACUGGAGCACAGUGGCACAAGAACUGUUAAAUGCAAUGAUGAAUUCAAGGAAUCAUCAUUCCCUUCAGCAAUAAGAGCCUAUUCCUCAGCAGGGGUCCAGCUUCCUCUUCAAAUGAACUUCAAGACUACCAACCUCCACUUACCUCCUUGUAUACAGAGGAGGGUCCAAUAGAGACAGCCAAACUCAGUUAUGCAGACAAAUUCAGGCUUACCGUCUCAUUUGAAAUAGUGUGGCUAUAAGAGUUGUUGCUGCAGUGUUCUGACUACCAGACCUUUACUAACAUGGGCAACCAACAAGGCAUAGGGAUCAAGACAAUCGCAAAUAGUUUACCAAAAUCUGCAGGGAUUCUAAGCGAAAGGACAACAGAUGAACCUGCUUACACCGGUAUUCCUUUGUGUAACUUUAAGGGGACACCGACUUCUCCACAAGAGACUCCAAAGUUGAGAAGGCUACCUGAAUUUUGGAUGAUAAGCAGUCCUACAAAGGAUAACUUCCUUGAAGAAGAGAGGCACUUCCUUUACAUGGCUACCACUUUGAGGCAAGAAAUGACAUUGUUCGAUGGUGAAAAUGAUGCUGAUCAAAUGGACUUAAAGCAUUCUGGGAGAACAAAGCUAUCCCCCCAGAAAUAUUCAUGUGCCGACAGAAAAUGUUCUUUCUCGUGUGGAGAGGAAGAUAUUGCUGAGUCUGGGUCAGAGUCAGAUCUCUCUGAAUAUGAUAACAUUUGUUCCCUUGUUGAUUUGGAACCAAUGAGUGAAGACAUUAAAAGAAGCAUGCUAAAAUCAGAGCUCAACACUCAAAAUGAGGCAGUUGAAAAAUGCUCUCAAACAACCACUGCAGCAAGUGUAAUGAGUGGGAUUGAAGAGAUAGAAGGCAUCAUGAGUCGGGUGAGUCUCACCACUUCAAACUGGAUUAAAAAAAAUGACCCAAGGGAUGAGAUGGAAAGUGAACGUAUGGAUGAUGAGGCUCUGCAUCGCUUCCAAGAUAAAGAGUGUGAAUAUAAGAAGCACAACGUGAUUGAUGAAUUUCGUUGUUCGAGCGAGGAGCAUAGUAAAGGUCUCCACCGAACUUUGAAGAUGGAAAGAGAACAAAAAGAUGGUCUCUUGGAAACAGCAAAGGGGCCUGUGAGAAUUUCAUCGUAUCAUAGGCAAAUUUCAACACAGGAUAACAAGUCCAUGUCAAGCUAUUUGUCAAAAAGUGCAGGAAUCUCCAAUAGACCCUCAACAUCUCCCAGCCUCUCUCCAUUAUUAGCAUCGAGAUACAAUCAGCAGAGAGAGGACAUCUGUAACCAACACAAAUGGACAAGUUCAGCCAACGACAGCUGGAGUGAAAAGGAGGAAUUGGAUCGGACAAAUCACAGAUGGAGAGAGGAGACACAGAUGCACAGAUGCCUCAGUAAAUAUGAGGUCGAUCAUGAUAACUCAGAUGAGGCUCUGCUGAAACAGGAGGAUGUCUGGCAGCAGGAAAUCGAGGACUCCCUGACAUUCUGCAGGUGGUUCUCUCACCCCUCUCGACCUAAGCUCAUCGACUUCCUGCGUAUCACCGCCCCCGAGGAUGAUAUCAGCAGGACGCCCACUCCCGUGUUCCCAGAGCUUAGGUCAGAGACAUCCAGUCCAGUAGAAGAACGGACUCCUGGGCGUCUCCAUGCAGUAUGGCCUCCACCAAAAGAGGAGAUAGUUGGUCUGAAGUACACCGAGGCAGAGCACCAGGCUGCACUUCUGCAGCUGAAACGCGAAUGCAAAGAAGAUGUGGAGAAGUUACAGGAGGACUUUGGUCAGGAACUCUCAAAACUAAGAGCAGAAAAUGAGGCCACGGUGUCCCGACUGAAGCUCACCCUGGCUGAACUGCAGUCCAAGCUCUCUAAACUUGGCAGCCUCAGACGUGGCGAGCUCAGAGACGCAGCGGUGUCCACACAAGAUGACAAAUUUCCACACAAAGCAUUCCGCACUGUCUGCAUCCAGACUGACAGAGAGACCUUCAUCAGGAGUGAUGACGACAACCAGAGGAGAGACUGUAGCCCAACUCAGCAGCAGAGGGUGACUCCUAAAAAACUAGACUUGGCUUCCAUCAGUUUAAGCCUGGCAGGUCAGCGAGAAGGAGGACCACUGUGUCAAUCUGGGAGACAUCAUGCACCAAGCAAUGCUGUCACUCCUCCUCCUCCACCACCACUGCCAUGUUCGUCACCAAUGCUAACCCAUGAACAAACAAUUAAAGCCCCACCACCAGCUCCACCUUUGCCAAGUUCAUCACAAACGCUGACCAACAAACAAACAUACAAAGUAUCACCACCUCCUCCACCACCACCUCCACCUGCUCCGUUUAUAUCAACUGCCGGUCCCCCACCACCUCCACCCCCACCAUUCAUGUCACAUUCAACAUCCCUGACUCCUAGAAAACCUGUGGUGGAGCCUUCGUGUCCCAUGAAGCCUCUGUACUGGACUAGAAUUCAGAUUGAGGACAACAAGAACAACACAGUGUGGAAUGUUUUGAAAGAACCACAUAUCAUGAACACAGUUGAGUUUGAGGAUCUGUUUGCAAAAACCACCACAAGACUCAAAAGAAAACCACUGGUGGAGAAUUAUAAGAAAACAAAAGCCAAGAAGAUCAUUAAGCUGCUGGACGGUAAGCGCUCUCAGGCUGUGGGCAUCCUCAUGUCAAGCCUCCACCUUGAGAUGAAAGACAUCCGACAAGCUAUUCUGACUGCGGAUAACUCCGUGGUGGACCUUGAGACUAUUGAGGCACUGUAUGAAAAUAGAGCCCAGCCAGACGAACUGGAGAAGAUCAAGACACAUUACGAGGCAUCCAAGGAAGAAGAGUUAAAACUCUUGGACAAACCUGAACUGUUCCUGUAUGAGCUCUCACAGAUUUCAGACUUUGCAGGGCGAGCUCGCUGCAUCAUUUUCAAGGCAGCCUUCAAUGAUGGGAUGGCAUCCAUUCAACAUAAACUUCACAUGAUGUCGUCUGUGUGUGAGGCUCUGUUGGAAAAAGGUGGUGUGAAGGAAGUACUGGGACUGAUCUUGGCUUUGGGCAAUCACAUGAAUGGAGGCAACAGGCUCAGAGGCCAAGCUGAUGGCUUCAGUCUAGAGAUCCUUCCGAAACUCAAAGACGUUAAGAGCAGGGACAAUCGCAUCAGCCUGGUGGACUACGUGGUAUCAUAUUACCUUCACAAUGUUGACAAGAAUGCCGGAACAGACAAGAGUACUUUCCCCCUCCCUGAACCUCAGGAUGUCUUCUUGGCAGCACAGCUCAAUUUUGAGGACCUCAAUGCACAGAUCAAAAAGCUUGGCAAAGAUCUCGCAGGAUGUGAAAAAGAUGUGCAGAAGGUCUGCACGGAAACCCCUGAAGAACAUCUGCAGCCAUUUAAAGACAGAAUGGAGACAUUUGUUCUCAGUGCACGCAAGGAACAUAUUGGAGCAUCCUCUCAGUUGAUUACAGUACAAAAAAGUUUCCAGGACUUGUGUGUAUACUUUGGACUUAAACCAAAAGCGGGAGAAAAGGAGAUGACGUCAAGUCAUUUCUUCAUGCUGUGGUUUGAGUUUUGUGCAGACUUCAACACCAGGUGGAAGAGGGAGAAUCGGAACUUCACUAAAGAAAGGUUAAAAGAGGCCCAGCAGUCAGUGAAACAGAUCACAGCAGAGAAGAAAGUGGAGACCAGGAAGAUAAACCCUAACAGUCUUAAAGAACGUCUGCGGCAGAAAGAAGCUAAUAAGACCCCAAUUUACAGUUUUCAAAAAUAACACAAUCAAAUGCUAUUUAUACGAUACAGUAGAACCUUCGCAUCUGAAGAUGCUUCCAUAGAAGGGUAUAAAAAUGCGGCAAAAAGGAAAAUGAGUGACCAACCAGAAAUGUACUUAUUGUGACUUAGGAAAAGUGUACAUGAAAUAUUUUUGUUUUAAAUAUUGUUACUCAGAGUGCACUGGUUAGCUAUUUUUCUUUUCAUUUUUUUAAAGUUGUAUUUUAAAAAAAACACUACAGGCCAAGCUUUUCAGGGGACAUCUCUGUUUGACUCUGGAACUGGAUUAUCCAAAUUUAUCUAUAAAUGUGACCAUUUUGAUUCAACUGAUCUAUCAUUCUGAUAUCCUCAUGGUGCAGGACCCAAUGGGUCAGGAUCAAAAUCAUCUCAUCUCAUUCAUUUCCUAAUUACAAAAGGUUGCUUUGGCAUCAAUAAAGACUGACACCUUCAAGGUUGGCCACUGAAAACGGAGAUAGGAAAAACCUGAAUAAUGUGUAGUAACUAUUCUUUUACCACCUUAAUCUCCAUUUGUUACUUUUCAAGUAUUUAUCAUGGUUCAGGGUCAUGGGUGAUCUUGAAACUUUUUUUCUUUUUAAUAUAUCUUCUGUCUUUUAAAAUAUUUAUGUACAAAUAAAUUACUACGUGCAAUUGUGUUUCAUAUUUUAUUUCCAAACAAAAGAGUGUGAUACACAAAUCUCAAUCAAAUACUGUACACUGUUGAAAACUAACCGAUAAUUACAGUAUGUGGAUCAAGGCGCUUAUUGGUGACCCUAUACUUGCCUGAACACCCCCACCCCCCUCCCCAAUAAUCGAAGUUAUUGAACUUUUAGUUGAAAUUGUGUACUAAGUCACUCACGUACACCAACAUGGACUGUAAUUUUUUCAAAGCCUUCACUUAUGUUAGUUGUCUGUAAACCGAAAAUGUGACAACAAUAGUGCAGUUCGCACAUUGUUUUUGAAGCUGCGCUGCGCAAUCUUUUUUUUUCCGGUUGAUGUAUUUAUUCAAAUGUAUAAAAAAUAUUUUCAUGUAAUAUUAACUCUGAAUGAUAGAAAAUUAGGUUUAAUAGGAAUAACUUGACUCUUUGGAAUUUUAAAAAAAAAAAAAAGUUUUUAAAAAAAAAAAAGUCUCGUUUUUGUCACAUGACCAAAUUUACGUAUCCUGAUUGGGUAUUUAUGAUGUCUUGAAGUUGAAA